Anthonomus grandis grandis is the source of this 1749-nucleotide messenger RNA. RefSeq lists its product as uncharacterized. Gene Ontology annotation, molecular function: transmembrane signaling receptor activity. Gene Ontology annotation, cellular component: membrane. Lineage: Eukaryota; Metazoa; Arthropoda; Insecta; Coleoptera; Curculionidae. The record is from RefSeq and is a predicted model, not a curated record. The transcript is spliced from 5 exons. The coding region runs from base 98 to 1492 and encodes 464 amino acids. Gene Ontology annotation, biological process: cell surface receptor signaling pathway.
AGUUUGAUUUGGCCCGCCGAAUUCCCAAUUGUUACUCUCGUGUGAGGGUCUUGCAGCCUCCCACAUCAGGAGCAAUGUUGUAAUUUGGUUAAACGAGAUGAUUGUGUUGUGUUUGAUAUGUACCUUUUAUUUGAUUUUUUCUUCUUUAGCAGGAAAUAUCAUACUCCCCAAAAACUAUACCUUUCCCAAGCAACCCGUAGAAGACUACUACAUUAACUACGACUACGACUUCAACGGAACUUCUGAAGCAGACAUUAAACCGGACUCUUUGAUAUUACCAAAUCCAGAAAGUAUGGAUACAAAAUCUUAUGCCGUAGAUGUUCUACCGAACGUAGAACUUCCGGAAGAAUCCCUGGCAGAUGCCGAUCUGAAAGAUCAUAAUUGCAUCGAUAACAUUAUGUACGUCUAUUAUGGAGGAAGUGGCAAAAGUGUCAAGAGUUAUGGCAGUGGGAUAGUGAUUAUUGGAUCUGUGAUGAGCUGUGCCGCCCAAUUAUUGACAUUGUUUUGUGUAUUGCUAAAUAAGUAUUAUAAAGGAAGGAAAAUUAGUAUGAUGCUGAUUGUCGUUCAUAUUUUUCUGACCAUGUUUGUAUCGAAUUUGUUUUUUAUGUUGGGAGUUUAUUCGACAAAAAAUGUUGAAAACUGCUUGCUUAUUGCCAUAUUGAUCAACAUAUUUCAUCAUCAUACAGCUAUAUGGAUUUUCCUGUACUGUUUGUACAUAUACAAGAAAUUUUGUCGCACGUGGAUUUCAAUUAUUUUCAAGAAUAUUAAUUAUUAUACUUUGGUCACUCACUUAUUACCACCUGUUAUAACAAUGACUACCUACUACGCAGUACCAAACAGCUUCGAAACGAAAAAGUUCUGUUUCAAAUCAAUGCACAGGGGCAUGAUAUUCAACUUUAUGUUUCCGAUUUGUAUCUUACUAAUCCUUACUACUAUUUACGCGAUCAGCGCCAUGAUACAAAUCGAAAAUUUGGAAGUGUCGAAGCUGGACGAGCAUUACCAAAGCGAGUCAUUUCAACAGCUCAGCAAAGAACUGGAACAUUUAAAAGAGAAGAAAGAUGAAAGUUUGAGUUAUGUGGAUGAAGAGCUGCAUAGUUUGAGGGCUACAAGGAACUGUUUAAAGGCGCUAUGCGUAAUGCAAUUGAUGUUCGUUUUAAAUUGGUUCAUAACGCCUGUAGCGCUCGAUGCUAGUCGUGAUUCGACCGAAUUGCCUUAUUUUCAAAGUAUUAGCUCGAUGAUAUUGAACUGGUUCGUGUUCUAUAAGAGAAAAACACUUUUGCCGCUUAUAGACUAUGCGGUAGAAGAAAAUUCUGAAAUAAACCACCUAGAAGAUGACGUUCUCUCUUCUGCUACUGAGGUGAUUAGUAUCGCCUCAUCCGACAAUAUUCCUUUGUUGCAAUCUGACAGUGCCACUGAACUGAAAGAGUUUUGCAACUUAUCUGAUACAAAAGAUUGUGCCAAUGACUAUAAUAUUUCUACUAUUAGCACUUAAGUUAGGUAAGAACAUUAUAAUUUUUAGUGGGUAGGUACUCAUUAGGAUUUAUUUUACUGGAGUACAUUUGUAUCCAUUUUAUAUGAAGAAAAAGUUUUUAUGGGUAAAAAUAUUACUUAGAAACACUGUUAUUAUUUAAAAUAUACAUUGUUACAUAAAUAUAUACUGGGUGUUUGGCGGAGGAUUAGCCAAACUUGGUGGGCAUAUAGAUAGGCUCAGAUAGAAGAUAUUUUCUUAAUAAACUUAUGUUCUAAAAG